GGUAGCUGCUAACGAGAAUUCGGCCAUCGGGCGUCCGUCCUGUACAUGGUGUUUAGUCCUUUGCUUUAAGGGUUUAGCACAUACAUUUGUACGUGUAUGUUUCCCCAACAACAACCAGGGCGAGUGGUUCUGCCAGCUUGAAUUUUGGGUGUGCGUGGCUGAGCGGCCGUGGUGUUGUUGCAACGAUCACUAGUGUCGUCUUCAACAGAAAUUUGGCGUUUGACGGGAAUUUGCGAAGGAGAACGUGCAUUGUCCAUGACAGCGUCUGUUUGUUGGACAAAGCGGCUCGGCCGACCUAUCAACAAAGUCGCUGUUAUCUCACGCAUGCUCAGAUUGAGCUAGACCUACUCGGUCAGUAGGGAAGCUAUGAGUGUGUGCCUGCAUCCAGGACGACGCCCCACGUUCGUGAACAGUUGCAAUGGCUGGUAAAAAAUACAGGGAUGAUGUAUAUGCUCAAAGACAAGGUCUGGCUGCCUCUGAUGAGAACAUGCGAGCUGCAUUGAUGAAAACGAAACAAGAAGAUGAAACACGAUUCCAUUUGUCGACGGCGGAGGCGUCCAGUGGUGCGAUGAAGGUAAAUCCCCAAGGAUUUGAACGAAAAGAGAGAAAAAAAGAAUAUAUGAGUGAAAUGGGGAUGGCGGGAGGGGCGCGUGUCGCCCUGGAGCGUGUGGCUGGAAUGAAAGCGAAGGAAAUUGGAUCGUGGCGUACGCCGAAGGAGACGCAGUUAGAGAAAGGGACGAUGGUGCAUGUUGAGCCUUUUGCAACGUGGUGGCACGAGAGUCAUGCCUCAUCAUCAUUACCACGUUACCGCAAGGGGGCCGUUGGUGGUGUAGGAGAGGUGGUGGGGAAGGUGAACUCUCCAGAUGAUUCUGUGUUUUCUAGUGCUAAGAGUAAUAGAGAAGAUACAGCAGGUGGUCGGUAUAGAUUAGUGGCUGGUAGUGGUAGUGGAUUUGGUGAUACAUCUAGUAGGUUAGUGUACAAGAGAGAGGAUGAACAACAAAGUGUAUUAAGUUUGGCUGCCAAACAGAAUACUUUACAGACAUCUAGCGAAUCAGCAGAAGCAAUAGAACCUGUAACUUCAUUGAUGCAUGAGUGUACCUUGACUGACUAUCAGAAAGCUGUAUACAAGCAACGAUAUGGACUACAAUCCAGUAGUUCUUCAAAAGGCUUGCAAGCAGGUUUGUAUUCUGCAAAGGCAGAAGAGAAAUCAACAGUAGGACCUGUUGCAGGUGCUGAUAAUUUGUCUAGGAAAAGGGAAACUCUCCGUGUAUUACAACAGAAAGGACUUCCUGAUCUUGUCGAAGGAGAUCUGAAGAUGCUGACUCAUAAGGAGCUCAUUGAUCAAUGCCAUGUAAGAGAUUAUCAAAAGCUGCAGUCAGAAUUACAUGAACAAGAAAUGGGCACUAGAAUAGAUGAAGUAGAAAACGAAUGGCAGGAAGAAAGGCGUAGACGAAUAGAAGCAGAGAAGAAAGUGUGCAAGUUGGAAGAAGAGAACAAGAUGCUAAGAGCACGAUUGCCAGCUGACAAUUUGGAUGCUCUGCCUGAACAGGACUUUACAAGAAUGGCAGUAGUUGCCCAACCGAAUGCAGAUGGAUCUGUAAGUGAUGAUGACAGUGAAGAUAUGCAAGAGUGGAGGAAGCGGAAAGAGGACUUUCAAGGAGUCAGAGAAGAACACGUCUCUGAGGUUUUUCCACCUGGAAACCUUCAGAUGCCUGGUGAAAGCAUGGUGGAGCUAAAGAGGGCUGAGAACAGUGCUGGUCACCGAAUGACUAGUAGGUCUACAGCACAAUUUCCAGAACUUGUUUAUUUGCAUCCGAAAAUGAUAACCAACCUAAGUAAAGAAAAUAGUGAUUUAAAGGCUGAAAACAGAGAUCUGAAGCAACGUUGUGGGAAUGAGCGAUCUCUUAACCUGGAAAAUGAGGGAGAGCAUCAGAAGGAAAUGAAGGACAUACAAAAGCAGCUGUUGGAGCUUGUGAAUAAAUUGUUUCGUGCUCAGGCAAGUGAGGAAACGACUAAAAUACAAUAGAGGCGCUACUAGGGCUGCUGAGAACACUUAAUAGAGCAAUCCAUGUCAGAGAGUUUAAUGGUUCAAAGAUCAGUGGCAUGCAAGGUCUUGGUGUUGACACCAUUCCAGACAGUGGUUUGUCAUCAUCAGAACAUGUAGCCAAGAACGACAAGAAAUGAUAAAACUGAUUGUGCAUCCAGCAUUGCUGGCAUGUCCAGCCUACGGAGGAGAGUGAAUCAAAGACAAAGGGAUUUGUCAUCUACUGCGCUGAAAACCAACAGUGAGUGACAGUGUAUAGGUACACAACAAUCAAGCAAGCUGUAAAUAGCAGCAGUUCAGCCAUCUAUUAUGCUUGCUGUACAUACAGCCACAGCUGCAGCUAGCGACUGUUCUAUGCUGAUGCAGUAUGCAUGUAUGAGUAUGUAACAAACUGCAUCAUGACAUCAUGGUAUACUAAAUGAUCAGUACAAUAGUUACUAAGUAUGUUUUAUUUUUAUGUUGACAAUGUGCGUAUAUACAUAGUGUUGAGUACAGUGACUGUACAAUUGAGGGCUGCAUGUGUUUGGUCUUGUAUCUGUAAAUUUCUUUACACAUAUCGAAUUGAGUGGUAGUGAACACA
This is a messenger RNA of Corticium candelabrum, 2624 nucleotides long. RefSeq lists its product as uncharacterized. The transcript has 5 exons. NCBI's taxonomy places the organism in Eukaryota, Metazoa, Porifera, Homoscleromorpha, Homosclerophorida, Plakinidae. The record is from RefSeq and is a predicted model, not a curated record. Bases 419 to 2026 code for a protein of 535 amino acids.